This is a messenger RNA of Coccidioides posadasii C735 delta SOWgp, 1506 nucleotides long. RefSeq lists its product as uncharacterized. Lineage: Eukaryota; Fungi; Ascomycota; Eurotiomycetes; Onygenales; Onygenaceae. The record is from RefSeq and is a predicted model, not a curated record.
AUGUCUUCAGUGUCAUCGUCGUCGAUGGCAUCCGACAAUAGUUGCUAUCUUUUGCCGAGUUCUAGGUACGAAGGGCCUCCGUACUGUAUUAGAGAACCUAGCCCCAAGAGAUACGAAGAAGUAGAGCCCCCUUAUGGACUCAGUACUCGAUCUUUCGGUGAAUAUAACCAUGAGAAACCUCCGAAGCUCGAGGCCACUUAUGGAGGCAGUGUCCCGUUUCGCAACGAGUAUCAAAUUGAUAGACAAGAGAAGCCCUCACCCACCCAUGGAAAUGGUACUCGCUUUUACGCAAACAUCAAGCACAAGGUACGAGAGGAAAUCAAACCGGUUUACGCAAGUGGUAUUCGACCCCUCGAGGAACGUAUAUCUGAGAGGCUCGAGGGAAUUGUGGAGUUGGCCUCCAAAGUAUACGGCAUUGCAAAAGUGGUUCUGGAAGUCAUGAUGGCCUUUGGUGCAGUUAUCGACGCCACUCCGACCGGAAUCAAGUUCUAUAUCGAGCGACUUGAGAACCAAAUGACCCAGAAAACUUGCUCAAAGCUCCUCGCUGCCGUAGAAGAUCUCUUCUACGCAACACAUGCAACACUGAAUAUCGAAAUCAGAAACCUUGAGCUUUGCGAAAGCUUUCACUUUGACAUCCGCAACUUAGCUCCGAACAAUAAGUUCAACUCUAAAGAAUGCUUGCCAGAACCGAGUCAUUUGAGAUUGGUCUUCCAGACAUGCAAAGAAUAUUUGACUUCUGAUUGUGUGCGUAAAUUCCUUGACCAAGAGCUUAUUCGCCAGAAGCAAGGGGAGUACGUCAAUCAGACCAUGAGAAUGAGCAUGGCAGCAGGUUACAACCCCGAAAAUGAGCUGGUUUUCCGCCAGCAUAUUCAAAAGUUGGUUACCGAGCCAGAAUCACCAUAUUGUCGCCGAUGGACGGGACUCAACCCAAUUCAUGAAGCCAGUCCAGGGAUGGUCCUUGGAACUUUGAAGGAAAAGUAUCUUGGCAUUCUUGCCAGGGAAGCAAAGCAGGAAAAAAAGAAAUCAAGAAGACAAUCAGAACGCCACAGCACCGAUUCAACCCAUGAAGAAUUGAGACACGUUACAGCGAACCGUGAAGCAUCCUAUGCCAUGCUCCACGGCAUGUCGGUGGGCGAGCAUCGAAGACAGGAAGAAUCCAUGUCACUUAGUGCGUACGUCAAGGAAAACCUAUGCAUUUGCUUCGGAUACUGCGACUGUUCCCGCAAGUGCACCCUCAAGGGAAGCCGAAAGUGUCCAUGUAGUUCAAGGUUGAGCGUCAUCUGCGAUAGUCACGAAGCAGACGAGAAAGAAUGCUUUGCCGAAAAGUGCGCGGAUAUUGCAGCAAAUGUAUUUGAUCGUCUAUCUGCGGUUAAACGUGGUGUGCAUAUUUUUCAGAUGAUGGCGGAAUUGGAUAUGCGCCUGGAUCGUUUCCAUGAAGCAGUCGUCGACUAUCGGCAACAAUGCGAGAGAGCAUCGGGCGGUUUGACGCGACGUUCAGAUUUUUAA